AUGGUAGCUGAUAUCCGUGAUGCAGAUGACACGGGUUUUUCGGAUCCUCAUGCUGAUGGUAUGCCCGAAAAGAAGAGUAUUGUCACACCAUGUUUUGAUGUUACCGGAAAAGAAAGCAAGGGUUUGGUUUUCCCAAUCACGAAUAAAUGUGGAACACUCAGUAAUGUAUCCGGGAUGGUUAGCACCGUUUCCAAAUUCUACUAA
Opisthorchis viverrini is the source of this 204-nucleotide messenger RNA. RefSeq lists its product as hypothetical. NCBI's taxonomy places the organism in Eukaryota, Metazoa, Platyhelminthes, Trematoda, Opisthorchiida, Opisthorchiidae. Bases 1 to 204 code for a protein of 67 amino acids. The record is from RefSeq and is a predicted model, not a curated record. The transcript has a single exon.